ACAGUGACCAGUGACAGUGACUGUGAUUACGCAUAAAAUAUUCAAAAGUUCAAAAACGCAUUAAUUAGUCGAAAACUAAAGCUUUGAGUACGUCACGUGAUCUGAUCGCUGCAAAAUUGCUUCAUUUGGGUGCGGAAUAGUAUGCGAAUUAGUUCACAGUGGAUUCGACGCAUAAAAUGGCCGUUGGACCGACGGAGGGCAAACAGCCGCCCUCAGAGACAUUCUCGCCCACACAUCAUCAGAUUAUAGCACCGAGUCCCAUAUUGGCGGUGCCGACGCUCGCCUUCUCCGCCGCCCAGGUGGAGAUCGUUUGCAAGACUCUCGAAGAUUCCGGCGACAUUGAGCGACUUGCUCGCUUCCUCUGGAGCCUGCCGGUGGCGUUGCCCAACAUGCACGAGAUACUCAACUGCGAGGCGGUGCUCAGGGCCCGGGCCGUUGUGGCCUAUCAUGUCGGUAACUUCAGGGAAUUGUAUGCAAUAAUAGAGAAUCAUAAAUUUACUAAGGCAAGCUAUGGCAAACUGCAGGCCAUGUGGCUGGAAGCGCAUUACAUUGAGGCCGAGAAGCUGCGCGGACGCUCGCUGGGUCCUGUGGACAAAUAUCGUGUGCGCAAAAAGUUUCCACUGCCGCCAACGAUUUGGGAUGGAGAGCAGAAGACGCACUGUUUCAAGGAGCGCACGAGAAGCUUGCUGCGCGAAUGGUACCUACAGGAUCCGUAUCCGAAUCCAACCAAGAAACGUGAGCUGGCCAAGGCCACUGGUCUAAACCCCACGCAAGUGGGCAAUUGGUUUAAGAAUCGACGCCAGCGUGAUCGUGCCGCCGCCGCCAAGAAUCGCAUACAGCACAACCAGAAUAACUCGGGAUUGGGUUGCCGCAGUCGUCGUGCGGAUGGCGCUGCCUCGCCCACACCAUCGGAUAGCUCCGAUUCGGAUAUAUCGCUGGGCACGCACUCACCCGUGCCGAGCAGCUUGCAACUGCAGCACAGUCCGGGCAGCAUGUCCAACGGCGCCAACGAGGAGAGUCUGAGCGUGGACGAUGACAAGCCGCGAGAUCUGAGCAGCUCGCUGCCCUCGCCCACGCCCCCGCAGCUGCCGUCGGCCUAUGGAGCGAGCGGAGUGGGAGCAGCUGGACUGCCCGGCUGCCUGCCGCCGUUCAAACUGGAUGCGGCCAGCAGUUUGUUUAAUGCCGGCUGCUACCUGCAAAGCUUUAGCAACCUGAAGGAGAUGUCCCAGCAGUUUCCCAUACAGCCGAUCGUCAUCCGGCCGCAUCCGCAGUUGCCGCAGCCAUUGGCGCUCAACGGUGGCGCCACGCACCUGCAUCAUCCCGCCUAUGCGGCGGCCUACAGCGUCGAGUGCGUGCCCCCGCCGCCCAAGCUGCGCAUCAAUUCACCCGAGAAACUCAACUCCACCGCAGUGGCAGCGGCGGCGGCAGCAGUCGCCGCCUGCGUGGGCGUGGGGCACGAGGCAACCAAUACGACGACGACGGCAGCGACGACGACGAGUUAUCAUCAUAGCGCGCAGCUGCUGCAUCGACCCUUCUCCACAUCGCCGGAGCUGAAGCACAGCGCGCCCGAGAUUACAUGAUAUCAGCGGAUCUAAGUGCCGCUCCAGCUCCAGUCCCAGCCCAGCUAUACAAAUUGUUUCAAUUCGUAGUUUAAGUCAAGCGUAGUUAAGCGAAAACUUUGGAGCUAACCCAAAGCAAUAACAGGCAAUUUCUCAUAAAUAGAAACUCAUUCACGCGCUCCUUGCCUCGUCGCCUCGUCCUGUUUCCUGUUCCUCUGCACCUUGAACUAAUUCCUAUUUAAGCAAACAAAACAGCAGCCGCAACUACAGCCGAGCAUUGAGAUAUUGAACUAUUGAACAAACUUUGUCGUCGCACACGAUUUUCAAAGAUAGACAUUUAAGAUUUAAGCGCAUAUUGAUAUGCAAAUAUUUAAAAAAACAGCAACAGCAACAGCAACUGAAGUGGAAAUCGAAACUGCAAACUGAAAUUAACAAAAUAUUGAAAUCAUACGUUUUUUCAUUCUAAUUUGUGUGUGUACGUAAUUGUAAAUAGAGUUUAAGUAUGCAAAUCAUUAGUGCUUACGUAUACAUAUAGAAUGCAAUAAAAAAGAAAAUGAAAACAAAUCGACAAA
Molecule: messenger RNA, 2131 nt
Organism: Drosophila busckii
Lineage: Eukaryota; Metazoa; Arthropoda; Insecta; Diptera; Drosophilidae
Product: protein Optix
Exons: 4
Coding region: 177-1580 (467 amino acids)
Biological process (GO): regulation of transcription by RNA polymerase II
Cellular component (GO): nucleus; transcription regulator complex
Molecular function (GO): RNA polymerase II cis-regulatory region sequence-specific DNA binding; DNA-binding transcription factor activity, RNA polymerase II-specific
Source: RefSeq, a predicted model, not a curated record